UCCCCAGCGCCGGGGCAGUCGCCAGAGGCCAGUGUCAAACUCGGCUUGAAGAACGCCCACGGGGCAAUGCUCUGGAGCGUCGUCUUGCAGGACGUCUUCAACGCGGAGCCGGCUAUCGCGCUCCUCCUCUUCGUGCACUGGGGGAACGCGUGCAACGCGUUCUGGCAGAAGGUCGGGGACGAGAGGAGGCGCGUCCUGAGCUGGCGGGGAGGGGGCGCCGUGUCGCAGCCGAUGCAGCUCGCCUUCCUCUUCCACGCCGCGCGCAUGGUGCGCGGCGUCUUCGCGGCCCACAGGCCGGCGACACCAGGAGAUGCCCUCGCGGCCACAGGCAUCGCAGAAGAUUGGUAUUUGGCUGGGGCAGCCUCGUCGAUCGUGCAAUUGUGGCCACGGCUGAGAUCAGUCACGGCCGCCGGCGGCCGAGCGCUUACCGAUUCUAAGUGCGGCUGUUGGCCCCCAGGCCUUGACGGGGGCGUGGGCGAGCCAGACAGCGCGACUGCCCUGCUAGGAGAGACGACGAGGCGGUCGCGCGGCGGCAUGCACGUCCUUGGCACGGCACUGAGGAAGGACAACGCCUUGGACAUAGACGCGGAGCAGUGCGGCGUCGGGCCGGCGGAGGGCAGGGCUGCCAGGGCCGCGCGGCUGUGCGAGAGGCUCCGGGCUUUCGUGGGGUCUUGCACGCACGACGACACGCAGCAGUUCAGAGUUCAGGUGUUGGGACGUUUCCACGAUGAGAUCGCGAGCGCUGCUGCGGCAAUCCUUGGCACGACGCUCUCGGCGGCGAUGACAGAGCGGCUCGCGCUCCCCGUCUUCUUCGGGGGUUUUGCCUUGAACGUGCCUCGCGUCGACGACGGCGCAGCCGGCUCCUGGAGCAGCUGGAUUGCAACCGCAUGUGGUGCUCAGCGCGUGGCCUCGCUGGCCGGGCUACCGUUCCAGGCGGGCCCGGACAGGCCCGCCGCGCUCGAGGCGAAGGACGUGCUCGCCGCGAGCGGCGUGGUGGUGGACGCCGGCCAGAUCGAGCUGGAGCCGAGGGCGGCGGCCGGGUACGCCGCGUCUCCGUUGAGAGGGGACGUGCCCGUCCAGGGGCUUUUCACCUUUGCCCACGGCGCGGAGGAUGCGCGGGUGCACGCCCUGGACCCCGGCCGCUCCCUCCUCGCCGCUUCCGCUCCGGGGGCCGACGUCGGGGACGUGGAGAGGGGCGGGGGCAGACGCCAGCUCGCGGGGAGGCUGGGCCGAGGGCCGGCGGCGCUGCGGGCCGCCGACCUCGCGGCCGCGCUGCCGCAGGAACGCGCCGCCAACCUGGCAUGCUGGACAGCGGCGGCAGAGGAGCAGGCCUUUGGUGGUCAGCGGCGCCAGCUCCCCCGACAGCGUGGAUUGGCAACCGCCGUUGGCUGCCAGCUGCGGGAAGGCGCCUGGGGGCACCUGCCCUGGAGCCCGGCCAGGGCCAGCGCGAUCGUCGAAGUCGAGUCGCAUAUCCCGGAGCUCUACCAGACGGGCCGCGACGGCGGCGUCAAAGAGGCGAUCUUGGACGUGUGCUGGAGGUGGCCGGCUGGCCCGACGCGGACGUGGCUCGAUGUCACGGUGCAUUCCUACCCUGACGGCGAGACUCGAGCGGCAGCCGCGGACGUGCGCCUGGCGACUCGCGCCGCGGAGCGGGCGAAGCGCAAGCGGUAUGGCGAUCGCGUCGCGGCCUUCGCAGUGAGCAUCGGCGGCCGCCUGGAGGAGGAUGCCUUGGCCAUCCCUCGCCAGAUUGACGUGGAUGCGGCCAACCACACGUGGGUGUCGCGUGGCCUGCAAGCGCCGCCCCCGGGCCUGGCGAUGCUGGCGGCCAUCAGCGCUGCCGUGGUUUCCGCGGAGGCGGAGGCCAACCUGUUCGCCAUUGCGCCGCUGCCGCCGCAG
Messenger RNA from Prorocentrum cordatum, 1896 nucleotides. Lineage: Eukaryota; Dinophyceae; Prorocentrales; Prorocentraceae. The record is from the annotation of a GenBank genome assembly.